Messenger RNA from Penicillium subrubescens, 714 nucleotides. RefSeq names its product GAF domain-containing protein. Lineage: Eukaryota; Fungi; Ascomycota; Eurotiomycetes; Eurotiales; Aspergillaceae. The record is from RefSeq and is a predicted model, not a curated record. Gene Ontology annotation, cellular component: cytosol. The transcript has 4 exons. The coding region runs from base 1 to 714 and encodes 237 amino acids. Gene Ontology annotation, molecular function: L-methionine (R)-S-oxide reductase activity; protein binding.
AUGCCUCACGCCGACUCCUCCUAUUUUUACGGCCAGACCAAGGAAGAGGUCUACUCACAGCUUCUGGACCAAGCGAAAGGUCUUCUCGAUGGACAGCGCAAUUGGGUGAGCACAUUCACCUCCACAUCACGCGACCACCUCGAUGCGCUUGAAUUGCGCCUUGCGACCCUAUCAAGCGAGCAACAAGGAACUGACUCUUCCGCCAGCAACCUGUCGAACAUCUCCUCCCUCCUCUGGCACGCCUACGCCGCUCUCCCCUCCCCAUCUUCUGCAGUCAACUGGGCCGGCUUCUACAUUCGUGAUGACAAGUUCCCCGCUCUCGCCUCGCCAAUUUCCUCGCCCCCGCUGCCCGGCGCACCGGGCCUUGGUGGUGUAACCAUCUCGACGACCUACGCAUCCCACGAAGACCAGAUCUUGCUCCUCGGUCCCUUCCACGGCAAGCCCGCCUGCCAGCAGAUUCGUUUUGGAAAGGGUGUGUGUGGCACCGCUGCCGCUAGCCAGAAGACUGUCAUUGUCCCCGAUGUAUUGCAAUUCCCAGGUCACAUUGCCUGUGAUGCCGAUAGCCGGAGUGAGAUUGUCGUGCCUAUCAUUAUUCGCGGAGAGACCGUCGCCAUCAUUGACAUCGACUGCACCCUCCCCUCUGGCUUCGACGAGGAAGACCAGAAGUACCUCGAGAAGCUUGCCGAUCUCCUGGCCGAGAGCUGCGAUUGGUGA